Molecule: messenger RNA, 9564 nt
Organism: Paraphaeosphaeria sporulosa
Lineage: Eukaryota; Fungi; Ascomycota; Dothideomycetes; Pleosporales; Didymosphaeriaceae
Exons: 9
Coding region: 1-9564 (3187 amino acids)
Source: RefSeq, a predicted model, not a curated record
AUGGCUGCUUCGCGGGACUUCCUGCUCCAGCUCUAUCAACACGUCGCACUGCCGCGCGACGUGCCCGGCACGGAAGACCGCAACCUUUGUGCAGUUGAAGCUGCGCUGCUCGAUCGUAUACUUCAGGCCGCGACCAAUCUCGAAGGCACGUUAGACAAAGACCUCCUCGCUCAAGAGCUGGCAGAUUUGGGUGACAAACGCGCGCUGCUUCUCUAUGUCAAAGAACAGAACGCAGCUAUACUUGUGUACAAGGAUGCCGGUACGAACGGGGAACAUGUGCUCUUCGAAGCCUUCGAGGCUGCAGCGAACUGUGAAGCUGUUGUCGCUUCAGAAAACGCGCUACGACGGGAUUUCCCAGCGUACGCAGCAUCCGUACCUUCGGAAGUCUAUCUCACACGGUCAUUUCAAGAAUCUUUUGCGUCAUUUCUCCAACGUGCCAGCAUUGAGCCGUUGAAGAGAUUUGCCGCAGUCACCUACAAAGCAGGGGCACCUUUACCAGAAAUACGCGGCACAAUGGACCCGUCACUUAUUACUGAGUUCCUCAUGACGGUGCUCGAGGCCAAUGGCAUGAGAUGCGACGUUCCACUGCUCCGAAAACGCAUCCACGAUACCAUAAGUUUCAAGGAUGCGCGCAUACCAUGGCGUCGAUCCCCAUUAUAUCUGGCUAUUCGCGUAGCCAUGCAACGCCACUUGUACAAGAUCAUGGGUCCAAAUCUCGGUCACUUCUACUACAAGCUUAUCAUGGCUCUUUUCCUGUCUCGCCUCCUAGGCGAAUGUUACAGGGUGAUUCCACACGAGGCCGCUUUCAACUUCAUGCAGAAGCUGGGGCGGAGACUCGCCAAGAUCGAGCAUCAUCAGAUGAGUGUGUCGGGACACGACGCGACACUGCGGGCAUCGUUAUUCGAUAAAAUGCAACGCGAUUUCAAAAUGCGCCUGGAGAACACGAGGGGAUUUUUGGUGAACCAAUGGAAUGUAUACCGUGCGAAAACGCGGAGGCCGAUUCGAAUAUUGCCUAAGGUCGCAGAUCCGAAUGAUUCCAAACUGCAAUUACCAUCAAGCGGGCACAGACUGCGUUUGGUCGCUUUUGGCGCUUCGUGGACCUCUCCCCCGCAACUUUUCUCGCCACGUCAACUUCUUGAGCGUUACGAAGCGUUCCGAGGUAACACGAAUUCCUUUGCAGUUGUCGCAGAUCGCUACCUCGAGCUGGCCAGCACGGUGGAGGUCCAAGUCGUACCCAUGCAAGCUGGUUAUAGGGUACCGAUUGAAUGGGAGACCCGUUGCUGUGCUCUAGCUCGUACGAUUGGGCAGUAUGUGUCUAGCACUAAAGACCUUCUUGAAGGCUAUCCCGAAAUGAAGAGCAGGUUUCUUCUUGAUGUGAUGGAGCUCUGGGCCGAACUGGAUCGACAUGCCAUUGUUGGCUUUCCUCUCUUGAAGAUAUACCAUCCUGGGUUUGACCCUGAACUCUUGGACGCCCUGGAGUUUCUACAUGCAGAUGAUAUGCAACGCGUAGAAGAAGUACAGACGUAUAUCAAGCACCGAUGCAAUGGUUGGGCCGGCUCCGGAAGCAAGACAAUUUUCGACCCUCCUGCUGAAGACUCAUUUGCCUCGGUGUACUACAACGAGCUUGGUGAGUACACAGGUUUAGCUCAACUGCGAGAGGAGAUACAAGCUGAUGCGGAAGAGCUACGGACACACAAAGAAGAGGAGUGGGAAACGAAGUUGGAGCAAUAUAAGCAAACCCUUCAAGAGAUUGAAGAAUCUCCCCCAUGCCCUGGCUUUGAAGAGAUCGUCAAGGAUGGCGUGCUGAAGUCGAUCCACAAAAGUGCCUGUCCCAAACACCGUCUCGCAUUCAAAGCGCGCAGUAUCAAAAUCGAAAUUUUCGAGGAUCCUCUGCCAAAGGACGAAGCCACCGCGAAGGCUGCUGUCUUCGAAUUGCGAUGCCCGCUGCCAUUCGCUGCUUAUCGAGACGCAACUUGGCUCCUACUCUCGAUUCUCGCACAUGUUCCAGUCCAGGCUCUUGAAGAUGUGCCGACGUUGCGUGGCUAUAAUGGACUCUCCCAUUAUGCCAAUUCUGUCCUUCCUCAAGUGACCUUAGGAUCCAGCACCAAAUCACAUCUCGACUGUCACUACGCGGAGACAGGAUUCCCGGUUGAACUGCAUCAAAUCUGGAGGCCUUGUGGACUUACCCUCAGGUAUUAUGACACUGGAAGCCAAUCAUGGACUCAACGGGACGACAAGAUGUCUUUUUCAAGACACAUUCCCCUUAUGCUUCCCAGCAGCUCACCAUACAAUUGCGUUGGUGUCAACACGUAUCGUUGGCCUUCUUCAAACGAUAUACUUGCUAGCCAAACAAAGUGCCCGGCCGACCUGAACGUCCAUGAAUUCAUGGCGUGGCAGGAGCUACUCAGUGGGACGAAUCGACGAUGGCUUUCUUUGUUGCGAGAGUUAGGUGCCACCAAUCUAAACUUUUCAACCGAGUCAACUUGGGCCAUCGUUACAAAACUCGUCCUUCAAGUAGGACCUUCAUUCCUCGGACAUCCUCUGCGAGACAUCCAUAUGAUAUUUGAUGAUGAUACGUUUUGCAACAAGCUUCUAGAGCAAGUGAGCAACCGCUUGGAUGCCGUACGACGCAACUGGAGGGAGCCGGUGCAGAUGGAUCUGCUUAUAACUCUGCUUCUCAAGGUCAUAUCGCUUUCUUCUUGUAGGGACGUUCAAAGGAAGGCUCUAGAGCUUCUAGAACAAGUCCGCAUUGCUACUUGGAAGUGGUGCCUUGCCUUGCAUUCCCCGCCUCCGAAUGUCGGACAAGAUUCCACAAUCUUCGCACUCUGGGCUUCGGUACUAUGUAAGCGGGCCGUGCAGCGCCCAGUAUCUGCCGAUUUCAAUCUAGAUACUAAAGCUCUGGAGUACCUUAUCGGUGCUUCUAUUAUUCUCCAGGAAAGUCUUGUUGGUCCAUUUGACGACUUGCCUUACGCCUUGCGGAAGUUACUAUUGGAUGAUCUUCUUUACUCGUUUCAACACCGUAUCGAGUUGGCUAGCCUGGUAAAGUCGAAUGUUGAAGCCUUACUUUCGGCUAUUAACUACAUCUGGCCAUUGCCGUCAGGGGCUUCUGCCGAUCUUCCCACUAUCCGAAUUGUACCGCAAUCCUGGUGGGUGGAGAUCUCCAUUCAAGCGCGUCAAGAACGAACUACACACUUGGUUCACUAUCACCUGUUUCGAGGAGACUUCCUCAUCGAUGGAAAACAAUCUGGCAUACUCCCAGCGGUAUAUCAUAAGCCGGUGAUCCAUACACUCUUUGGGACAUACGCACUACGUGUUCUGCCUUCAUAUAUGCCCGGAAUGUCGUAUUACGUCGCCCAUUCGAUGCCGUUCAAUCAUAAGAUUCAUCUUGGUUUUCGUCAGGGUGAGCUUGUUGUUCGCGCAUUCCAAGGUCCUGCCACACUGGAACUCAUAGAUGCGUCUAUCUUCACGAGCGUCACUGGAAGCAACACUCAGCAUGAUCUACCUUUACCUCUGAUAACCGGUUGUUUCCAUUGGCUUAACAUUGAUAGCAAGAUCUUGGAAAUUCGGCAAGGAGACAAAUGGAGGUCUAAAAAGAGCAAUUGGAGACUCAACCUCAACACCUCCGAAGUCACUAGGAAAAGCUCAAGCCUAGUUGAUCCCUUCAGUACAGUUGCUUUGAAUGUUGCCCACAACUUUCUCCUAUUUGAGACUGCCGAGCACAUUCUAGUGACACAACCUCAGAAGGGGCGACUCUGUGUCGAGUUGAGACGCCUGGAACUGAACUUUGUUGUCAAUCACUCCAACCUCUUGCAAUGUCGCGAGCUGGGAGCAGAGGUUGUGUAUACCGAUCUUCAGGACAUCGGCGCAUGGUAUGGAUGUUUCAGCAAGAUUGUGCUGCGCUCUAUAAAGAACGAACGCCAUCGGCUGAUACUUGUUCCAGAAGGUCGGCUUCAAUUCGGCAAACAUGGAGGACAUGUUCGCAUACGUGUCAUUCCCGAAGGUUCGUAUCUGAGGUUCGACGUUGACGAUGUGCUCGGGCGGAUUCAAUGCCCUGCGGAACAUCGGCUGCUUUAUACGAAAGCAAUGUGGCACGCUUAUACAUCUCACGUAUUUUCAGAUCCUUUGACUGGUCGCACUGGGUUAGAAGAAGCCUUGUGUCUGCUCCAAUCCGGCCUAUACAAGCCAUGGGCACCCAUACGUGACCCAAUGGUACCUUCAAUCCUCGCGAACAUUGCGAAUUUAUCCCCUGUUCGGGCGUACUAUCCAGAAGAUUUGAGAUGUAUGGAGGUCGUGACCUGGAAUCAGCACCUUACUACCACCAUCCAGGAUGACCGGUAUCGCGCGCUUAUAGAAGAUAUAUACAGAAGAGCUUCUCAGCUUCAAUUGUUUACGAUCGACCCUUUGGGAUGCAUCUCCCACAAAGCGUCGACAAGUGAUCCGCACUUGGUAUCCCGCUCGGUUUCGAGACUCAGUGAUCGUUCACCACCAUCCGAUACAUUUUACGCAGCGAGAGGAUCUCCCACUGGCAGCGUCGCACGAGACAGCAUAGCGCUUAUCACAAAGUACUUGAGUGAAUGGUCCAUCUCAAAUCGGAGCACCGGACAGCUGGCGCAGAUUUUACAGAAAUACUCCAUCAUCGGAGGUCUGAGUGGGCCUUUCGAUCGAAUUGCGCUGUGCGAUCUUAUCUCCGUGGACGUGGUUGAAAAUUGGUGUGCUCUUGUGCAAACAGCCAUGGAAGCGGGCCCUGAUGAUCGAUAUCGUUUAAUGUUUCUUUUGGCACCGAUGGCAUUGUCUCCGCGCGCACCCGUCGAGCUGCUUCAAGUUUUGGUUGCUUAUGCCACCCUCCCAGCUCUUAAAGACAUCGAAAUGCCAGUAUGGCCUUCGUAUGUUCGUUUCAAGCUCGACGAGAUCCCUGCUACGAAGGAUCUUGCCGAGUCGAUGAAGGAAGCGCACCAGCCUCAUGAAGCAGUGCCAAAGAAACAAGGAGAUCUACCUGGGCAGAUGGCUUUGGCACGAAUCCAUCAUGAAGAGGCUUGUCAGCACAAUUGCUUGCAACUUGCGCAGUCGAUCCUUCUCCAGUGGCCACAAGUUGACAUCGAUGUGGAGAAAGUAAUAACCAUUGAUGCCAAAUUUCUCAACAAUAAAGCUGCCCUGGACCUCGCAUUAGUUGACUGGAGACGAUUGGCUCAGAACUUUCAACUUUCACAAUAUAUCGAACGUGUUCAACAAGUGCUCGAUGAGCAAUCGGCUUCGAUUGAUUCGUUAACGAACAGUGACAUUCUGGAAAAUGGGUUUGCCCUCCCCGAGCCUCAUAGAUACUUCUAUCACCGGAGCAGGGCUGUUCCAACACUUCAAGAAUUGUUGUUGAGUGGGAACUUGACUCGAUCUGCUUCCAAAGGGACGUCCAUUGAUUCGAAAGUGAGCACCAUUGCGACGGCUGGUGGUCCAUGGAAACAGCUGCCAAACGGUCAUGUGGCAAUGCUGCACAAUAAGGGGGCGCAUGAAGGAGGCCAAUACGCUCGCACGCCGUCCACCCAGCAGCCCCAUUUAAAAGAGUUGCGGGGUAUUGUUGAGGUUAUCCAGCGCGGAACGUCCGGUCAGCCUGCUUCGGCCGUCCAGCGCGAGUAUGGACGUGAACUCAUGGACAGUAUUGAAGCCUUAGGGAAGCGCACCUCUAAUUUUCUCCCUAAUUUGUCUCCGUCCAAUAGCGUUCUAUUGAAACAGCAGAUUCAUGAGAAGAAGCAGUCUUGUGAUGAAGCUCUUCGCGCUUUAGGGCAAGCGCUUGAAGUACAUGAUAGGCGUGCGACGUGGCUAAAAGCAUCUUGCCUAUGGCCGAAGAUGACUAAGAUAGCACUUCUCUCAGAGCUCCGUUCGACAUCUGAAUCCGCGUUUGGUCCAGGAAUUAAAGAAGCCGUUAUUGACUUGGGCCUCCGAAUAACGCAUUGGCAGCGUUUGCUCAGGGUGGAGGAUGCAUCUCUCAGGCACAAAAAGCAGCAACUGCAAGAAGAACUCUCCAACGAAGGGCAUGUCAACUGGAAUCCCCUAACUCGCUCAGACUGGCUUUUGUUAGAGAUUGACGGUAACAUCAUGCUUCGUAUGGAGCAAGUCGAGGUAGCCAAUGCCACAAUCGCGCCGGCAACGGGUUGUAACUCGGUAACUCAGCUCCUCAUGGGGAAGGGCAAGACAUCAUGUAUCCUGCCUAUGGUCGCAGCUAUCCUUGCCGACAGGCAAAAUUUGCUGCGAAUCGUGGUACCACGAGCUCUACUUCUGCAAUCUGCUCAGGUCAUGCAUAUCAAGCUCGGAGGUCUGCUCAACCGCGAAAUCAUGCAUCUCCCAUUCUCCCGAAGGACCAAAGCAGACAAUGCUCUCCUGGAGACACUUGGUCAAUUACAUUCCACCCUCAAGAAGUCCGGUGGUGUCUUGCUCUCUUUACCUGAGAGUAUCCUCUCUUUCAAGUUGGGAGGUCUGCAGCGACUCUGCGAUGAUAAACUGGAGCAGGCCAACAUUAUGAUCAAGAUGCAGCAGUGGCUGGAUCGCAAUGCUCGAGACGUGCUCGAUGAAUGCGAUGUCUCGUUAGCAAUACGAACUCAACUGAUCUACCCAUCUGGAUUUCAAAUGGCAGUAGAUGGCCACCCUCUAAGAUGGCAAACAGUUCAAGCUGUACUGCGACUUGUGCUAUUAUUCAUUCCCGAAUUGAAUAAUCGCUAUCCGCACAGCAUCGAAGUCGUGACCAGGCCAUCCGGAGGCUUCCCGCUAAUAUAUCUCCUGCGACGCGACGUCGAGGACCACCUCAUCUCCCUUAUCGUCGAAGCCAUCUGUAAGGGUCAGAUCGCUGCAUUGCCAUGUGCAGAGAUCUUAUCAUCUGCUCAAGACGACAUACGAGUCUUCAUCUCCAGCUCGAUGGUCGCUUCCCACGUAGUGUCCAAGGUCAACGGCCUGUUUAAAGAAAAGCAACAUCUAAUGAAGAUACUCUGUCUUCUGCGUGGGCUGUUCGUUCACCGGAUCCUACUCUCAGCACUGAAGAAACGCUGGAAUGUUCAGUAUGGUCUUCACCCUACGCGUGACCCUAUCGCGGUGCCAUACCAUGCGAAAGGCGUACCUUCACCAACCUCUGAAUGGGGUCAUCCCGAUGUUGCUAUCAUCCUGACAUGCCUUUCAUUCUAUUACCAAGGUCUGAGCGUAGCGCAAUUCAAGCAGGCUUUCGAGCAGUUGCUGAAAUCGGAUGAGCCUAGCGUCGAAUAUGAGAAAUGGGCAACCCGGGAUCUGCCAGGGUGUUUACGCGACUACACUGCCAUUAAUGUUGACGACAACAUGCAGUUGCGCAGUUUACAUCAAUAUGUUCGUUCUAAUAUAUAUCUGCUGGACUUCUAUCUCAACAACUUUGUUUUCCCAAGGCAUGCUAAACAGUUUGACACCAAACUCCAAGCUUCUGGGUGGGAUCUCGUACUGUUCGACCCGAGUUCGCCGCCGAAUUGUAGGACCACUGGGUUUUCUGGUACGAAUGACUCACGACACCAGCUGCCCAUGAUGAUCAAACAGAAUGAUCUACCUAAUCUCGCUCACACUAAUGCGGAAGUUCUAUCAUAUCUACUAGAAAAGCGAAAUCGGGGAUAUGUCCACAUGAUGGACGAGUUGGGCAGACGAUGGAGCGAGGAGAGUCUCUUAUCCGAGCUUCACAAGCCGAACAAGUUGUUCUCAAAGGAACCGAUCAGGAUUCUAAUCGAUGCAGGUGCUCAGAUUCUAGAGCACGACAACCUCAACUUGGCCAGGACUUGGCUCAACAUUGACUGGGAAGCUACUGCAGCGGUCUAUUUCGAUGAUGAACACCGCCCAUGGGUCCUUUACCGCAAAGGGAAGCGCAUCCCAUUGCUCGCAACCCCAUUUGCAGAGAACUUGGAAGGUUGUUUGGUAUACUUGGAUGAGAGUCAUUGCCGUGGGACGGAUCUCAAGCUUCCCCCCAAUGCAAGGGCCGCCCUGACAUUGGGACCCCAUGUCUCGAAAGAUGCUGUUGCUCAAGCCGCGAUGCGUCUACGUCUGCUUGGUCAAACCCAAGCUGUUACUUUCUUCGCGCCACCUGAGGUUCAUCAGAGUAUUGUUGAUCUCAUGAAAAAAAGCGCCUACGACCAUGUGUACUCCUCUGAUGUCGUUGCUUGGCUUUUAAAGCAGUCUUGUAAUGGUAUUGAGCAACUGGAACCCCUAUACUACAACCAAGGCAAUACGUACAUAAAACAUGAGUACGCGAAGAUCAGGAAUUCAGGGUUUCUGAAAAAUAUAUAUCAGCGUUCGGAAUACUUAUCCGUCAUCCGUACAAAAGAGUCACAGACCCUCAAGCAGAUGUAUGAACCAAAAUCCAGGAAUCGCGGAUUCUCAGGUGACACUCGAAUGCGGUCAUACAGGGGAGUACUUGGAUUGUUCGCUACAGAGCUUGAUCAGCGCAAAAAGGAUUUCCAGGAUAGUGGAAUCGCCAUUCACUCAUCAGCACUUGAGGAGGUCGAGCAGGAAAGAGAGAUUGAGAACGAGGUGGAAAAUAAUCGAGAGCCGGAGAAGCCUUUCCACUUCACUGCACUCAACACUGCUCGUCUACACGAAGAUAUCAAGGAGUUCGCCAAAUCUGGAAGAGUCGUCGCAGGCAGCGAAGCCUACCAGCCAAUGUUGUCUGCGUUGCAGUGUACCGCGUCUGGCAGGCGACACGGUGCCUUUGCGCAGAACAAAUCCCCAGGUCUGUAUGUCUCUAAGCAGUUCAGCCGGACGGUAAAGGUGACCGAGCCGAAUGACAACUUUAUUCGACCCUGCCAAUGGAUUCUUUGGAGCAUUACAUCAAACAAGGCAUUAGUCAUCAGCCCUGAAGAAGCCGACGCGCUCCUUCCAUAUCUUCGUCAACAUCGACCAGCCGCAGGCGCAAGCAGAAUUCACCUCAUCGUGUACUCAGCGCCUAUAACUCGACGAAUGCUCCACUUUAAUGACCUAAGUUAUCACGCUACUCCUCCGCUAAUCCCGGGUACGAAGGUUCCAUCAUGGCUGAAGAUUGAGCUUGGCAUAUUUGCGGGUCGCCUCUACUUUGAAUGGCACGAAUACGAGGGGCUCCUUUCUUACCUUGGUGUGCAGACGAUGGUGGGAGGGGGCGAAUACUUAGGCAAUUCCUCGCGAGACACCUUCGUGCAGAAACCACUAACGUUCGUCCACGAUUGGCUUGCAGCGCUUCGCAAAGGUCAGGACUUUGAGCAUACUCCCAUGGGCUUCAUCACCACUGGCAAACCCUUGUCAGCUGAUCAUCCGUUCUUCCUAACUGACGCGGCGGAGGAGCUUGGUGCAGAAGCGAAUGCUCCAGUACCUCCAGGCGGAGCUAUGCACCAAGACGAAGCGAGCCUGAAUGAAAUGGAAGAUGACGACGAGGAUGACGAAGAUGACUUCCACGACGGAGAAGAUCACGGUGGUGACACUGGCGAAGACAACCGUGCUCGAUUCGAAGAAGGCGACAAUACCUUCUUCGAUGCUGUAGAGCAAUUCGAGGUUGAUGAGGAAGAGGGAAGGGAGGGAGAUAGUAGUGGUGUGAACACGGAAUAG